Lactuca virosa is the source of this 531-nucleotide messenger RNA. The record is from the annotation of a GenBank genome assembly. Lineage: Eukaryota; Viridiplantae; Streptophyta; Magnoliopsida; Asterales; Asteraceae.
AUGCAUGUUGGUGUGGUUGGGCUUGGUGGGUUGGGUCAUGUAGCUGUUAAGUUUCUUAAAGCUCUUGGUGUUAAAGUUACUGUGAUCAGCACCAGUCCCAAGAAAAAAGAAGAAGCCAUUAAUACUUUUGGUGCUGAUUCUUUCUUAGUAAGCCGUGAUCAAGCCCAGAUGCAGAGUGGUGUGGGUUCUAUGGAUGGAAUAAUUGACACUGUUUCCGCUGAUCAUCCUCUUGUGCCUUUGAUUAGUCUCCUAAAGGCUAAUGGGAAAUUGGUUUUGGUUGGUGCCCCAACUAAGCCAUAUGAGCUACCUGCUUUCCCAUUGCUUUUUGGUAGGAAGAUGGUGGGAGGUAGUUUCAUAGGGGGGAUAAAGGAGACACAAGAGAUGAUUGAAUUUGCAGCAAAACAUAAUAUAACGGCAGCGAUUGAACUCAUUCCCAUUGAAUAUAUCAACACUGCAAUGGAGCGUCUUGCAAAAGCUGACGUUCGUUAUCGCUUUGUUAUUGACAUUGGUAACACAUUAAAAACCGCAUAA